GGUGCUGGAACAUGCUAUAGCCGCCUGGCCGCCAAUCAAAAUGAUGGCCUCGGUGGUCCUCGGGGGCAACCGGAGGAAGUCUCUCAUACUGCAAGGGGUAGACCCGGAGACCUGUAUGAUAGUGUUUAAGAACCACUGGGCACAGGUGGUCAAGAUCCUGGAGAAACACGAACCGGGUCGUAGUGGUGCGUUGAGUUUCCUCUCCGGUCACACCAGUAGCAGCAGUGGCGGCUCAGGAACAUCGCGUCUUGGUCCGAUCCCAGCUGAUGAGGCCAGCGCCGUCCAGAACUACGUGGAACACAUGCUCUUCCUGCUGAUGGAGGAAGAAGCUGGGCAAGGCGGAGCGAUGGGUACCAUCCUGGAAUUUGUGGUUCUGGAGGGAGUGAUGGAGAGACUGUUUCUGUGGAGCCUGAGGAGACAGUUCACUGAGGACAUGAAGCUGGAGCAGCUCAGGAUGUACCAAAUGCUUCUGUCCCAGGCCAGACAGCCUCUACUGCACCAUAAACCUGUUCUACGGCCCCUCAUGAUGCUGCUGGCCUCCUGCGCCGGAGCUGGAGCUGAAAGUGGCGGGGUGGUGGAGGCCGAGCUGGUCCUCCUGUUGAACCAACUGUGUGUGGCUCUGGUCAAAGAUCCCUCAGUGCUGGAACUGUUCUUCCACACCAGCGAAGACCAAGGAGCCGCCAACUUCCUUCUCUUCUCCCUGCUUAUACCGUACACUCACAGGCAGGGUUCAGUCGGUCAGCAGGCCAGAGAUGCUCUGCUACUCAUCAUGUCUCUGUCGGCCACCGAACCUCGAGUCGCUCAGCACAUCGCCCAGAACACCUACUUCUGUCCUGUGCUGGCCACAGGUCUGUCUGGUCUGUACUCGUCUCUUCCAGCCAGGCUGCAGGUUUACAGUGAAGACUGGCACUGUCUGGACCAGGCCGACUGGCAGCAGGUUCCAGCUCUCGUCCACUUCCUGCACUCACUGGACUUCUGUAGCGCUGUUACCAAGGUUGCUCAUCCGUCCAUCCGGUCUCAGCUGCUGAGUUACAUCUAUAACGGCUUCCUGGUUCCAGUUCUGGCUCCUGCUCUGCACAAGCUGACAGUGGAGGAGGUCAUGACCACCACCGCCUACCUGGAUCUGUUCCUGCGCUCCAUCUCUGAGCCCGCCCUCCUUCAAACCUUCCUGUCCUUCAUCCUGCUGCACACACACGACAACGUUCACAUCCUGGACACGCUGGUCAGCAGGGUCAACACACCUUUCCAGCUGGGCACAGUGUCGCUGGCUCUGUUCAGGACUCUGAUUGGUCUCUUCUGUGAAGACGUCAUGCUGCAGCUGGUGUUCAGGUAUUUGAUUCCCUGCAACCACCUGAACAGGAAGCUGCAAUACUCCCUAAAGCAGAGAGACUGUUACUCUUCCAGUGCCUCCUCCUUCCUGCUCCUCAUGCCCUCCUGGUGCCCCGUUUACCCCCUGAACAUUAACAAACAGUCUGAGCACAUCCACUGGCCCAAAGGAGCAGAUCUGUCAGUGUCAGACAGCGUUGGUUACUGUCGUGGUUCAGACUUUCUGAUGGAUGUAAACUACCUCCACUACCUCUGGGAUGCCCAACAAGCCAUCUCCACUUCCCACAGGGCGUGUCAGCUCUGGUCGGCUCCGUAUGACGGGACUGAUCCUCCACCUCAAGAAUACCGAUCUGACACACCGGCUGACGAUAUGGAUGAAGAGGAAGAAGAGAUCGUCACACGAGCCAAGAGUGACUCCAUCUGCUCUGUGGUCAGCUCUCCUCCACCCUCAGCUCUCUCCCCGACCCCGUCCUGCUCAGACACCAUCUCCACUGGCAACCAGACAGGCAGAGCCAGCUCCGCCCUGGAGCUGGAGUGGGAUGACAUUUUUGCAGAUGACGACCCUUCUUCAAUGAUGAUAAAUGCGGCGCUAGCGAAUGGCAGCACUGACAGAUGCACUACACCUGCACUUCCUCGACACAUUCAGGAAAUGCGACGCAAUGCCACCAAGCUUGUGCACGGCUCUUACGUGGAGGAGUCCGAGUUUCAGGACGACAUUCUCGUCUACGAUCUGGUUGCCAAGAAAGACACAAAGGCAGCCAUGCUGGAGCGGAUGAUGGCAGCAAAUCGACGGGCACGCGGAAGCAUUUCAAACGGGCAGCAAGUGUCAUCAGGAAUAACGAUGGCGACAUUUUCAACAAGGUUAGCAACAACAGGGAGGACGGUAAUUGAAACAGUUCACAGUAUCAUGUCGACAAGGAGGAGGAGCGAAGAUGCAGGGAAAGAGGAGAGGAAAAGAAGUGAGGAUUAUGGGAAGGAGAUGAUGAGGAGGAGGAGGAGUGAAGACUGGGGAAAGGAGAUGCAGAAGAAGAAGGAGGAUGUGUUUGUCCAAGCGGAGUCGAAGGCACGUCAGCUUUUCACAAAUGGUUUCAACGCAAAGAAUCACAUCAUCGACGAAUGUGAUGACGCUGAGGAAGACUCCGCGCCAUUUCAGCAAAACUGCAAUCACAGUGACUUCACACCCGUUAUCAAUCACACACACACAACGCACCAGCAGCACACACACAACCACACGCCAAGUUUAGUGACAAACACUUUACCCAACGGCCAUUCUGAAUUCGAGCCACACGACCCUUCGGUGCCUGCAACCGAUGCCAAGUCUCAAAGUCUGCCUGAUAAGAAGAAGUCUUUAAAUAAAUUGUCUAAGAACGACGACUUCCUGUCCCAAUACCAAGAGCUCAUGCUGUCUUUAGGGGUGGAGCCAGAGUGUGACGACAUCACGGACGACAUCAGCACAUUCAGGAAGCGGGUUCGAACGCUGAGGCAAAGAUUGCAAGAGGACGAAGCGGGUCUCGGCGAAGAAUUUGUGUUCAGCCUCUCGUGGGGUGACAGAGAGGAAGAAAGAGAGGAUGAGGAGAUGGAAGAUGAAGAGGGGGAUGGGGAUGGGGAGGAAGAGGAAGUAGAGGAGAGGAGGUGCAGCAGUAAGAAAGGCAGCAGGAAGCACGGAGUACCAUUUACAGGUCCGUUCAUCAGCGUCCUCUUGUCCCGGCUGGAGAACCUUCUGGAAAACUCCAUCGCUGUGAACCUGCUGGUGACUGGCAUCUUGGCUCAGCUGGCGUCGUACCCGCAACCUCUGCUGAGAUCCUUCCUGCUCAGCACACAAACACACAACCAGCAGCACAGCAUCCGCACACUGUACCAGGUAUUGGUGUCGGUGCAUGCUCAGAUAGAGCGCUACGUAUCAGCCAGACCAGACUAUCCUGCUCUGGUCACUCAGGCCUGGAGGUUCCUGCUGGCUAAAGACCAAGACAGCAAGCUCAGAGAGUGCUUUGAGUCUCAUGGUGGUGAAAUCAUCCUGGACGCAUCGCUUCCUAACGGCUCUGUGAGGAACGCUCUGGCUCCACCUCCUCUUGGCGUCCUGCCGCCCUGCCCCACCAUCCCCCCUCAGGCCAAGAGCCGAGUGUUCGCCAUCGUCCUGUACGCAGAGUUUCUAAAAGAGCUGGCCGCCAUCGCACAGGAGCACAGCAUCGCCCCGGACUCUACUGCAGAGGAGCGGGGAGGAGCUCAAACCAUCUGUGGAAACUAAUGGAAUAACACCAACA
Messenger RNA from Scomber japonicus (chub mackerel), 3587 nucleotides. RefSeq names its product FHF complex subunit HOOK interacting protein 1A-like. The transcript has 16 exons. Bases 41 to 3571 code for a protein of 1176 amino acids. The record is from RefSeq and is a predicted model, not a curated record. Lineage: Eukaryota; Metazoa; Chordata; Actinopteri; Scombriformes; Scombridae.